This is a messenger RNA of Medicago truncatula (barrel medic), 2294 nucleotides long. RefSeq names its product beta-glucosidase 24. Gene Ontology annotation, biological process: carbohydrate metabolic process. NCBI's taxonomy places the organism in Eukaryota, Viridiplantae, Streptophyta, Magnoliopsida, Fabales, Fabaceae. The record is from RefSeq and is a predicted model, not a curated record. Bases 134 to 1654 code for a protein of 506 amino acids. The transcript is spliced from 14 exons. Gene Ontology annotation, molecular function: beta-glucosidase activity.
UGUGUCUCUAAGAAUCAAUUUAGCCUCCUCUCCUCUCCUAUAUAUACCCGAAUACAUGCACUUAAACAAGCAACAAUUGAUUUCGAAUCCUUAGUUAUAUUUCUUCAUAGAUAUCCCACGGCAGUCCCAAUCAAUGAGGAAUGUGAUCAGACCACCCCCUCCAAAGAGAAAGAGACCACAUUCGGAAAUAUCGUCAAGUACGGUGCAAUCAGGGGCAGAACCUGUUAUUGUCUCUACGUAUGCUGAUAGUUUUGAGCUAAAUCGGAGCAGUUUUCCGGAAGGUUUUGUUUUUGGUACUGGCUCCUCCAAUUACCAGUAUGAAGGUGCUGUAAGUGAAGACGGAAGAGGAAAGGGUACAUGGGAUAUAUUUGCCCAUACACCAGGGAUGGUAAAGGAUGGAAAGAAUGCAGAUGUAGCUAUUGAUCACUAUCAUCGUUAUAAGGAAGAUGUUCAAAUCAUGAAGAAUAUGAAUACAGAUGCAUACAGAUUCUCCAUAUCUUGGCCAAGGAUAGUUCCAACUGGAAAAAUAAGUGACGGUGUAAACCAAGCAGGAAUCAUAUUUUACAAGAACCUGAUCUAUGAGCUACUUGCUAAUGGUCAAAUACCAUAUGUGACCCUUUUUCAUUGGGAUCUUCCCCAGGCCUUACAAGAUGAUUAUGGAGGCUUUGUCAGCGAGAAUAUUAGAAAAGAUUUUAAGGACUUUGUGGAUAUAUGCUUCAAGGAAUUUGGAGACAGUGUAAAGCAUUGGGUUACUUUUAAUGAGCCAUUCUCUUACACUUUGAGUACAUCAGAUUGGUACAAGUCCACACACAACCAACUUCUUGCUCAUGCAGAUGUUUUCGAAUUGUAUAAAACCACAUAUCAGGCUCAAAAUGGUGUAAUAGGCAUUGGAUUAAACUCUCACUGGUUUAAACCAUACUCAACUGACCCAUUAGAUCAAAAAGCCGCUGAAGACGCCCUUGAUUUCAUGUUUGGAUGGUUUAUACAGCCACUGACAACAGGAGAGUAUCCAGCAAGCUUGGUGUCUUAUGUGGGAGAUAAGCUACCAAAGUUCACUGCAGAGCAAUCUAAGAGUCUUAUUGGGUCAUAUGAUUUUAUUGGAAUCAAUUACUACACCAGCAUGUAUGCUGCCAAUGCAACGAAACCAAUUCCUAUACAGUCUCCAUCGGGCGGCGCUGACGGCGUCAAUAGUGUUUUCAAAAUUGUUAAUGUGACUUUAACAGAUAAGAAUAAAGAUGGGACAUACAUUGGAGCAUGGGCUGCAACUUGGUUAUAUGUUUGUCCAAAGGGUAUUCAGGACCUACUGUUGUACACAAAGGAAAAGUAUAACAAUCCUACGAUUAUCAUAACAGAAAAUGGUAUGAAUGAAGUCAAUGAUCCAACGCUAUCACUGGAAGAGGCACUCAUGGAUACUAACAGAAUUGAUUACUUUUAUCGUCAUCUAUAUUAUCUUUUAUCUGCAAUGAGGCAAGGUGUGAAGGUACAAGGAUAUUUUGCAUGGUCCCUUUUGGACAACUUUGAAUGGAAUGACGGAUACACUGUGCGUUUUGGAAUUAACUUUGUUGAUUAUGAGAAUGGUCAUCUUACAAGACACCCUAAGCUCUCUGCCCGGUGGUUUAGGAAGUUUCUUCAACAUAAUAGAAUUAUUGGUUGAUGCAUGUCAUCAUGACCACCAAUAAUACUGUGUGAGCUUGGUCAUUAAUCUUGAAUUUGUUGUUGUUGUUGUUUUGUGUUUUCAAAACAGAAGUGUACUCUAGUCUCUUUUUCAUUUCUUUUCUUGUAUGUCGUCACCAAAACUCUAGUUUCUUCUUCUUCAUCAAUAAAGAGGGGUGAUUUAAGGUCAAUUUUUGAUCCAAAAUCACCUCUGUAUCUCGUUUUUCUCUUUCCUUUCUUAUUAAAAUAAGUGAUUUCCACAUUUAUUUCGUUCUUUUAUUUUGUGAUUUCGUCGUCUUAGUGCGACGUGGGAGUGUUUGUCGUCUUUGUGUGGCGCUGUUUGUCUUUCUUGUUUUGCUCAGGUAUUGGUUCGGUUCAGAUUGUCAUAUUGGUUUCGAUCCAAUGCAAAUUCAAUCAACGACUUUGAUGUCCUCCACGUUGCUGAUCCAGAGACAUAGACAUGGGUAUUCCAGAGACUUUAAUAUAGUCAUGUGUGUAGGCGUUCGUACUUUGUCGUUUUAUGCUAUUAACAUGGAUGAUGUGAGUUUGUUCGCAAAUUCAUCUCGUUGUUUUUAGCAAAUUUGCAUUGUAUUAAUGUACUCUAUCAAUUUCAAUAAAUGAAUAUCAUUUAUUUAUGUCCA